AUGGCAAAUUUAGGGUUUGGAGAAAGGUGGAUUAGAUGGAUCAAAACUUGUGUUACCACAACUAGAGUUUCUGUCUUAGUUAAUGGUUCUCCCACGAAUGAAUUCUGCCCCCAAAAGGGGUUGAGACAGGGUGAUCCGCUGUCACCCUUUUUGUUCAAUGUUGCAGCAGAAGGGUUGAAUCUGCUGUUGGAAAGGGCUAAGAGAUUGGGUGUAAUAAAAGGAGCUACUGUUGGAUCUACAGGGUUGAAAUUAUCACACCUCCAGUUUGCAAAUGAUACUCUCUUAUUUUGUGCAGCAGAGUUGGAGGAGAUUGUUAAUGUUAAAAGAAUCCUUAGAUGCUUUGAGGUGAUGUCAGGGCUGACAAUUAAUUUUCAUAAAAGUGUGGUGUGUGGUGUAGGCAUCAAUGAUGAUCAGGUUCAGGUACUUGCCUCGUCUAUGCAUUGUGUAACUCAGAAGUUACCUAUCAAGUAUUUAGGUUUACCUCUUGGUGCAAAUCCUAGAAGAACAAAAACUUGGCAAAAUGUGGUGGAUAAGGUUAAGUCAAGGUUAGCUCUUUGGAAAAGGAAGCUCUUGUCUUUUGCUAGUAGGCUAACAUUGGUCAAAUCAGUUAUGGAUAGUUUACCGGGGUACUAUAUCUCCAUUUUCAAGUUGCCCAAAGGAAUAGCAAAGGAAAUUGAUAAGUUGAAGGCUGCUUUUUUAUGGGGCAGUUCUGAGUUUCGGAGGAAGAUUCAUAUGGUUAAGUGGACGGAUGUAACACUUAGCAAAGAUAAGGGAGGGCUGGGUAUAAGGAAGGCUAAGGAAUCAAAUGACUGCUUGUUACUAAAGUGGUGGUGGAGGUAUGGGGUAGAGGAUGAGUCACUGUGGAAGAGGGUUAUUGUUAGCAAGUAUGGGGCUGAUGGAGGCAGGUGGCUCCCAAUACAGAAUGGGGAAGGUAAGGAAUCUGUUGUGUGGAGUGAUAUCCUGAGUGUGGCUGCAUUAAAUCCUGAGUUGUUCCAAUUUUUUGCUUCUAAACUACAGAUUGUGGUAGGGAAUGGGAGUAGGAUUCUGUUUUGGCAUGAUAGGUGGUGCAUGAAUUUGAAGUUGAAAGAGGAAUUUCCUAGGUUAUUUAGGCUUUCUAUGGAGAAAGAAGAAAAGCUCAGUUACUUUAUGCAGAGGAGGGAUAGGGAUGGUCAUUGGAGUCUACAGUUUAGAAGACCUCUGUUUUCUUGGGAGGAAGAGGAGGUCGGAAAGUUGCAAGAGUUAACUAAGGAUGUCCCUAGGUUGAAUGAAAAUCUUUGUGAUGGUGUAAAGUGGACAGCAUCUGCGUCUGGUGUGUUCACAGUGGCAUCUGUGAGAUCUUGGCUUCAGAAAAAUUCUGGAACUAGCUUACAGGUUCCUAAGAUGCUCUGGAAUAAUCUGGCACCUCCUAAAGCCCAAUUCUUGUGUUGGCUGGCUUGGAGAGGAAGGGUAAAGGCUGCAGUUGUUCUGCAAAGACUAGGGGUGUUAGGGGGUAAUGCAAAUGUUGCCUGCCCUUUCUGUCUUGCUGCAGAAGAAUCAGUAGAUCAUCUGUUUGUGCAGUGUCCUCAAAUAUGGAAGGUUUGGGGAAAGUUGAUGCAGUGGUGGAACUUAUGCUGGGUCUCUCCUGCUACAGUGGAUGGAGUUCUUUCUUGGUGGUUGGGAACUAAGCAUAGGAAACUAGUGAAGAAAAUCUGGAUGCUGGUCCCAGUGGCAAUGCUGUGGUCAACCUGGAGGCUUCGGAAUGAGAUUGUGUUCAAGGGUCAUUUACCAGAUAUGUUGGAGCUUGGUGAGGUAGUUAAAGUGAGGGUGGAGUACUGGGUUCGAGCUUCACUGCCUUCUGUCCAUUACUCAGUGCAUCACAUAGUGGAGAACCUGAGUCAGAUUCGCCGCCAUAAUGCUUGGAUGCCUCCAUUUUGUAAAGAAAGGGUGAUUUGUUUGGCAAUUAAAACGAUUGGAUUAUUAGCAAUAAUUAUUGUUCUUGGUGAUAAUGCGCAUGAAUUAUUAGAAGAAUUAUUUUCCAUGUAUUUCGAAAUUCUCAAUUUUGAAGCAAUGAUUAUUGGUCGUGGUGAUAAUGCACAUGAAUUAUUCGAAAAAUCACUUUCCACGUAUUUUGAAACCCUCAAUUGUGAAGAUGAGUCUGCAAAAGACUUGAAAUGUUUAGCUAUUGUGACUUUCGUUGAUGCAAAAGAUUCUUGGGAGAUUGAAAAUUUGAUGAUAAUAAUUUGGGAAUUCAUUGUUGCAAAUUCGGUCUCGGAUUUAUCUGAUCAUAAUGAUGGGGCUUAG
Molecule: messenger RNA, 2280 nt
Organism: Camellia sinensis
Lineage: Eukaryota; Viridiplantae; Streptophyta; Magnoliopsida; Ericales; Theaceae
Source: RefSeq, a predicted model, not a curated record